Aplysia californica (California sea hare) is the source of this 2747-nucleotide messenger RNA. RefSeq lists its product as uncharacterized. NCBI's taxonomy places the organism in Eukaryota, Metazoa, Mollusca, Gastropoda, Aplysiida, Aplysiidae. Gene Ontology annotation, biological process: signal transduction. The record is from RefSeq and is a predicted model, not a curated record.
ACAAACCACACCCCCACAGACCACAUCCCCAGAAACCACACCCCUCCUGCUGACUUCACAGACCACACCCCCCUGGCCGGCCCAGCCCCAUUUCCAUCUCGUCAGAGCUCAGUCCGCUCCUCGGACAGAUUAUAUGAAUGGCGCCUGGUCACCCUCACACACCCCCAGCACAACGUGUCACACAGACCCCGCCCACUCGCCCUCACACACUAACGACACAGUGUAUCAUACAGCACACACCCCGGACACGGUGUGUCAUCCUACAGCGUGUCACACGGACCCCUUUCGUGGCAAACCGCCAUCGCCAUCUCUUGCCCAAUCUUCCCAAGCGUGCAGAGAAACAAACAAUAAGCCUUCCACACAGCGCACAGAUUCCAACAGCAUUGUGGGUACCGGCACGAAUGUCUUCAAGGAGAACAGUCCCCAAGGAUAUCCUGCUUCUCUUCGCGUGUCGCCACAGUCUUCAUUAUGUGCUCAAACAAACCCACAGUUACUGUCUCUGAACCAGGGAGCUAAAGUGUGCAGUGACGAAGAUAAGGGUAUCUUGCUUGGGGGAGGUGGGGUGUGCAGUGACACACGUAAAAGUGAUGUGUUUGGGGAAGGUCAGGUGUGUAGCGACACACAUAAAGACGAUGUGUUUGGACGGAGUGGGGUGUGUAGUGACACAGAUAAGAGUGGUGUGUUUGCGGGAAACGAGGUGUGUAGUGACAUAGAUAAGAGUGGUGUGUUUGCGGGAAGUGAGGUGUGUAGUGACACAGAUAAGAGUAUCUUGUUUGGGCGACAUGGAUCAACAGCAGAACUGAGGAGCCAAACAUACCUAGCAAGUGUUCCUCUCAGCUCGCAGACCUUCGAGGUCGGGUGUGACACCAACUCGUUCUCCCACAACCUCUCCGACAGCGCUCUGGCAGGUUCCAGAAACUCUUGCAUGGACAGCUGGGAGGAGGGGGUCGCAACCAGACAAGGGUGCGACCCCUCUACCCGUGCCGUGGCGUCAUAUUAUGCCCGUUGUCCUUUUGACAGCGACAGUUACCAUGACGACGACGACAACUACAACCACAACAGCAAAUCCAACAACAACCACAACAACAACGAUGAUGAUGAUGAUGACGUUGACGAGAGCGAGAAUGGCCACCCUUCUCUUCUCAGCCGCUCGUCCGUGUGUGGCGUUUAUGAUAACUGUGACGACAGAAACGACACGGGUCUAUCUCGGCAUAUUGACGCCAGGGCAGUAGGCCUACCACCUGCGCCAGCAGCCCCAACGGCUGCGUCAACAUCAAAAGCGACAGCGACACAACAAACAACAACAGCAACAGCAACAGCAACAGCAACAGCAACAGUUGGUGAAGCAGGCACACACCAUCUCACCCACCAGGCUGAGUCCCACCCUAGUCCGAGCGGCUUGUUCGGCGACCAACGCUCCGGAGAUUUCCCCAACAUCUAUACGAGCCAAGCCCGGGCGCUGGAAUCUUUCCGUGGUUUCGACACAGAAGAGUUCGACAAUGAAGGGAAAAAACUCUCCGUCCCUUCUUCAUCAUCAUCAUCAUCAUCCUCACCGGGUACGCCACACCUCGACAAAGUCCCUUGUGAAACGAGUGACGGUUUUGAUUGUAGCAGCGUCUGCAGCUGCAAUGGUAGGUCCGUUGAGCUACAUCACAGGCGAACUUCUUCUUCGUUAGAAACCCGAGAGCGCGGUGUGUGGGAGAGCGAGCAACAGUUGCGUCCCUUACCCGGAUCUAGGCCACCAGCAUAUGAGAGGCAGGGGAGGGACAGAGUCUGUGGCAAGGGGGGUAACACGAGUAACAUUGAGGACCUGAGGGACAUGCCAGAGUUCCAGGCCCUUGUUGGAAACGCACCGAAGCCGUUCAGCUUUGAGAUGGACGACCCUUGGACGCCAGAAGCUCCAACACACCAACUCUCCGCCUCGGCCGGAUACCCGGAAGGCGCGCAUGGUUCAACUCGCAACUCACGAACUCUGACCUCUGCUGAAACCAGAGGAGGGACCCAACCCUCCACCUUCCCUGGUCCCAGUCGUGUCCCUGAACAGCUGACCGGUCGUGAAGCGAGCUCUAACCCCGAUGUCGUGGCCCGUCCUGGAGCAAAAACGAAAAAUGACCCCGUGACCCCCAAUGGAGCCACUCAAAACCAUGACGAUUUACCCUAUUCUGGAGCUAAACCCAACUCUGUCACCAUGACCUCUCCCGGCGUAAAACGCAACCUUGACCCGUCGACCUCCCCCGCGGCUAAACGCAACCUUGACCCGUCGACCUCUCCCGGCGAAAAACGCAACCUUGACCCUGUAACCUCCCCUGUCCGCGUGGCGCCCCCUGGCGGUGCAGAUGCCUCGGCCUCCGGUCUCGACGAGGAGGAAGGACGGGAAGAACAGGCUCGCCGACCUCUUGGGCCCGAGGCUGGACAACGCCAAAUGGCCCCGCCAGCUGGCAGACAGCCGUACCUGGCUAUACACGACCAAGAAUACGGCAGGCAGUGCUACUCAGCAUACCUAUGCGUUGCGCCUGGCGACCUCACAGACUUCGGUAUACCCUUCCACCGCUUGCUUGAGCAUACGCUAGGCUUUCGCGUCUUCCUCCCGGAGAGGGAUUUCUUAGCCGGGGGGUUCGCCUAUGAGGAGCUCUCACGUGUGGUAGAGGAGAGGUGUAGGGGUAAAAUCAUCGUGGUGUUGUCCAAAAACUACCACACAUCGGGCGAGUGUCGUUUCCUCACCUACUUCGCCCGCAACCUUGACCCAG